Molecule: messenger RNA, 554 nt
Organism: Coniophora puteana RWD-64-598 SS2
Lineage: Eukaryota; Fungi; Basidiomycota; Agaricomycetes; Boletales; Coniophoraceae
Exons: 3
Coding region: 110-364 (84 amino acids)
Source: RefSeq, a predicted model, not a curated record
GGAGGUUUCCAGGCGUUGACAACGUCGUCUUUUUUUUUCGUCUCAGCUGAACACUCAAGACUGUCCAUCUUCCUUACUUUCUGGACGUCUCUUCUGGAAUAACUCGACAAUGAGGGACUAUCUAUGGCGUCAGCGCGUGAAGGUCGAGUCCACUCUCGCCAUGUCUAUGUUGGAACCUUGGGAGAAGCUUCUAUGUGUGAUCAUAGCGACACUCUUCGCGCUCCUGUUGAUGACGGGCAUCUACCAAUACCUCCCGCAGCACGUCUCCGUUAUGCAGAAGCGAGCAAUCUACUAUCUGUUUGGCCAGGAGGGAGAAGAUAGUGUGCUGCGGCAGCUCGUAGUGGAUUCACGUCCCGAGUUAUGAGAGUGCCCAACGCUACUGGUUGCGUUGCCUGAUUUGCCAUUCAUACUUUUCGUCAUAUGUGGACUUUGGAUUUGUCUCCGAACUUUGAUGAAGGACUGAAGGAAGCCUUUGCCUUCCCUCCUGGAUACCAUACUUACGCUAUAGAUUUCGCCUGUAAUCCCUUGCCUAGAAAUGUACAAUUUCCUCGUCG